Messenger RNA from Daktulosphaira vitifoliae (grape phylloxera), 2324 nucleotides. Its product is annotated as facilitated trehalose transporter Tret1-like. Gene Ontology annotation, cellular component: membrane. Gene Ontology annotation, molecular function: transmembrane transporter activity. Gene Ontology annotation, biological process: transmembrane transport. The transcript has 9 exons. Bases 578 to 2191 code for a protein of 537 amino acids. The record is from RefSeq and is a predicted model, not a curated record. Lineage: Eukaryota; Metazoa; Arthropoda; Insecta; Hemiptera; Phylloxeridae.
AAAUUAUACCUAAUUCAUGUGCUUUUUUUACUGAAUUAGUAAAUAGACUAAAUUUUAUUCUAACUAACUUUUUCAUUUUAAAUAAACUCGAAACAGCCAUAGAAACAUACGAGUACAUUAGUUACAUUUCAAUUAGUUCGGCGUGAUUAGAUUCAAUUGUACUGAAAUUACUUUAGAACGUCAACAAUCACCUACUCGACUUAUAAAUUUAGAUGUUGAGGAUAUAGGGGGCAAAAUUAAUGUAUGUUCAUUUCUACAGAUCUUUAUACCGAAAAAAUUAUGUUUUGAUCGUAAAUACAUUAUUUUCUUCCAUUUUUUAUGUACCAUAUUUCAUUAGUCAAAUAAUUAGUAAAAACCGUUUUUGACCAAAGUAAAUUUUUUUUCCGUUUUAGUAUAUUAAUGUUUUGUAUAAAAUAUAGUUAAUAUAAAGAUUAUAUUAAGUUAAAUAAUAUAUUAUUAAACUUAUAAGAUUACAACAUUCCAAUGAAAUUGAGAUUUCAGAGAAGAAAUUAAUAAAUUUACCAGCGAUAAAUCAGUUAUUUGAAGCAAUAUUUUGAUUAAUUUUGACAAAUUAUCUAUGUUUGCUGAUACACGAAAUCAAACGAAUGAAUCAAAUGACUCAGAUAAUUAUAAAGAAGAGAAGACAUUUAAAAGUGCUUUGUCUCAAAUCCUGGCAAUAUCAGCAAAAAACGUUUUGCUUCUUACGUAUGGAAUGACAAUAGGUCUACCAACCAUAGCGAUUCCAGCGUUGUAUUCUGACAAAAGUUUAAAUAGCAUUAGUGGAAAAUUUAGUGAUACUCUUCAGUUGUCUCGAGAACAAAUAUCAUGGUUUAGCAGCAUAAAUCUAAUAUGUGUACCACUUGGUUGUUUGAUGUCAGGAACUUUAACGCAACCAUUUGGACGAAAACGAAGCAUGGUCAUGCUCAACUUACCAUUUAUUGUAGCGUGGCUAUUAUUUCAUAAUGCUUCCACUGUUUUGGAAUUGUACUUAGCUGUAGCUUUAUGUGGUAUGUGUGGUGGAUUAUUGGAAGCUCCAGUGUUUACUUAUGCGGCCGAAAUAACUCAACCACAUAUUAGAGGAGUGCUUUCAGCAUCAUCAGCAAUAACAGUAAUAUUUGGAGUAAUGUCACAAUACACUUUGGGUAACUUUUUCAAUUGGAGAAAAGUAGCACUAUUAGAUACUUUUAUACCUAUAGGAGCUUUAAUAUCACUGUUAUUUGUUCCUGAAAGUCCAUAUUGGCUUAUAAGUAAAGGUAGAAUUACAGAUGCUGAAAAAUCAUUAUGUUGGCUUCGUGGUUGGGUAAAACCAGAUAAAGUACAAUUUGAGUUAUCUACUAUACAGAAAUCUGUAGCAUCCAGUAUGCAACAAUCCAGAAUGAAGAAAAAUAAAACUUUUUAUUCGUCAUAUUUAAAACGGACAUUUUUACUACCAUACUUUAUUAUUACAGCAGCAUUCUUCUUUGGUCACUUCGGAGGAAUGACUACUCUUCAGAUUAAUGCUGUCAAUAUUUUUGAAUCAUUGGGUUCUCCGAUCAGCGGAUAUGCUUCAAUAUUCAUUCUUGGAAUUUCGCAGUUAAUAGGCGUACUUUUAUGCAUCAUUUUAAUUCAUUGGACAGGUAAACGUCCAUUGGUAAUAGUUUCUACUCUAGGAACGUCUCUUUGUUUUUUUAUUGUAUCGGGCUAUGCUUAUACUAGACAGUACAAUAUUGAAGCUACUAACAAUACUACAACUUGGAUACCAAUCGUGUUUUUAAAUAUGGCUGUAUUUUUAUCUUAUAUUUCAAUCAGGUCUCUUCCUUGGUUACUUAUUGGAGAAGUUUAUCCACCUAAUAUUCGAGGGCCAGCUAGUGGUACAAGUUGUUCGAGUGCCUAUAUAUUUGCAUUUGCUGCUAACAAAUCGUAUUUUGUAGUUUUAGAUCACAUACAAUUAUUUGGAACGUUUCUUAUGUAUGCUAUAGUUAAUAUAGUAGGAUGUUUAGUUUUGUAUAAGAUAUUGCCUGAAACGGAAGGAAGAUCAUUACAAGAAAUACAAAAUCAUUUCGCUGAUAAAUCAAAAACAUUUGUUACAAAAGUUACUAGAAAUAAAAAUAAAGAAAUUAGUGAGAAUUGGGCAGCCGAAAAUACCGCCUACGAAAUUGAUCCAACUAAAUCUCAUUUUACCUUUUUUCAUUCUUGCAAAUUAUUUACUUAACUUUUAUUUACUUGGUUGAAAAUUGAAAAUUCAUAUUAGAUGUUGCAAUUUUUAAAUUUUGUUGAUUGUACAAAAUUGGACAUUAUUUCAUUACAACUUGGCUCUGAUUAUUAAAAUGGAUGAUGAAGUCAAA